Drepanopeziza brunnea f. sp. 'multigermtubi' MB_m1 is the source of this 936-nucleotide messenger RNA. RefSeq lists its product as uncharacterized. The record is from RefSeq and is a predicted model, not a curated record. NCBI's taxonomy places the organism in Eukaryota, Fungi, Ascomycota, Leotiomycetes, Helotiales, Drepanopezizaceae.
AUGCCCAAUUUCAACUCCGCGAUUGGCUGCUGGCGAGCCCCAGGCCGGAGGAGUCAACUCUUCGGGAUAGCUGUUCUCCUCUCCCUCUGUUUCUAUCUCAUGCCCUGGAGUGGCAUCUACUACUCUCUGCCCUCCUACAUUUCCAAACACACCUCCACCUCAAUAGCCUCUCCUCCCUCGCUUUACGAUCCGACUAAGCUCGCCUUCCUCGUGGAGACCCGCCCUCUACCCCACCUACCCGCUCUCUUCGCUCAUAUGACAUCCAUCAUACCCCCCGAAUGGACCUUCAAAUUUAUGGGCGGGCUGGAAGCGCACACAUUCAUGCGUGCUUCGCCUACAAUUGCGCGCAUGGAAGCCGCCGGCAAACUAACCUUCAUCGACAUCCCCGCCAAUUACUCGCUCAAGAGCCGCCAAACCAUCUCGGAGAUGUUCACCGACCCCCAUUUGUACGGGGAGAUAUUGCAUCCGGCUGAACACCUCCUAGUCUGGCAACCUGACAGCAUCUUUUGUGCCAACGCGCCCACCACUAUCAAUGAUUUUCUUGAUUGGGACUGGGUCGGCGCGCCAUGGGGGAAGAACGACGCUUAUGGUGGGAACGGUGGACUGAGUCUCAGGAAGGUGAGCAGGAUCAUGGAUGUCUUGGUCAACAAGACGAGGAAGCACGGAGAUGGGGCGCUGGAGGAUUUGUGGCUAUGUAGGGAGUUGCAUGCCUUGCCUGGACAGCAUAUGCCUAAUGCGAGUGUGAGCAAAACGUUUAGUGUGGAGAGCGUGUGGGACGAUAGGCCGUUGGGGUACCAUAUUGGAUGGAUGGGAGUGCAUCAUGAGCAGAUUUGGGACAAACCGGAGCAGGUUGAUCAUAUUAUGGAAUACUGCCCGGAGGUGAGUAUUAUUCUGGGUAUGAACUUGACCGGAGAUAAACCCGGCGGUAUUGCGUAG